AUGUUCAAUAAACUCAAGUCCUUCUCCGAGGAUGUCGCUAAAUCACUAAACGAAAUACAACAAGGAGACACACCUCGUAAAAGUCUAGAUCAACUCAAACAACUAAAGAAUGGCUCCAAUUUAUUGAACACCAAAACCCCGGACUCGAAUGAUCUACAACAACCCCAGGAUGAAACGGAGUCUAGCAAUACCAGCGAGUCUCAAUUGAACAAAGCGAGUUCACCCUCAGAGGAUAGGCCCAAAUCUGCGACCCCUUCGGUCGCUUCCUCGGGACCCUUGAAGGAUAUCGACAUGGGACAAUUACCUCCGCUCGUGCAAGCCAAACUCAGAAAAUUUGUAAAGUAUGAAGAGAAAUAUCCAGUCCUCUUAGACGCAUAUAAAACCGAGAAAAGGAAGGGUGAGCUUGUGGUUAUUUUUGAAAAAAUUCUUAAGGAGAAUACUCCGGUAUCUUCAAUUGCCGAUGCCGGAGAGCUUUUGGAAUACCUCAAGAGUCUCACAGAGAAGACCAGCAUGACGGAACAGGAGCUCAGAAAAAAAAUAAACGAGGCCACUUCGAUGAGUAAGAAGCUCAAUGACGCAGAGAAGACUUUAAAAUACUCAGAAGAAUCACUAGAAAAAGCUCAUAAAGAAAAUGGAUCUCUAGCCAGAGAGAUUCAGGCCUUGAAAAAACAGAUCGGAGACUUGAGUGUACAAAAAGAAGGCGGAGAUGAACAGAGUGAUGCCAAUGGCGAUAUCCAAAAGUCAAUUGAUGCCCUCAAAGAGCAAUUAGGUAGCACCCAAGCAGAGCUUGAGGACGCAACUGUGGAAAGAGAGAAACUCAAAGAGCAAUUACAGUCGGAAGAGAAGAAAAAAGAAGAGCUUCAGAAGGAGAUCGCAAAACUCAACUCUGACAAGGAAGCAAUCGAAGACGGCGUCCUGAAACUAAAGCUGCAGUUGACAGCGAUCCAGAGACAACUCGAGGAAACUCGUGAAGAAAGAGAUGAAGCGAAGAAAAAGAUCGUGGCUCAAGAGAGUACUGAACGAGAAACAACACCGCGACCUGAUCAAACUGUGAGCAAGAGUAAGAACAAGAAGAAUAAAAAUAAGAAGAAGGCGGCGAAUUUGCAGCAGAACACCCGCACUGAUGAAGAUACUCACAAGAUAGGCGAUGAGUCAGUAGAGUGGAAAGGGAAGUAUGACGAACUUUCGCAGAAGCACGAUGCACUCGCAAACGAAAAGGAAGAGCUUUCUAAAAAGAUCAGCCAAUACCUCGAGACCAUUAAGAAUAAAGACGAGGAAAUUGAUGACCUUAGAGAUCUGUUGAGAGAUAUCGGCAACGAUCUUGUUGCUGCGAAGGACGAGUUGAAGAAACUCGAACUGAACCCAGAGACAGAGAUAAAACUCAAAAAACUUGCAGACCUCGAAAAACUUGCUCAAGAUAGAAAAGAACAACUCGAUAAAAUCAAAGAGGAAUCUUCAGAACAAUUGGAGAAGCUGCGAAUUGAGAUUGAUAAGAUCAAGGCUUCAUCGACAAAAGAGCUUGAGAAACACAAGCAGGAGUCGUUAGAAAAGCACAAGAAGGUAACGGAAGAGUCGGAGAAGUUAGUAAGAACGGUCAAAGAUUUGAGAUCCCAGCUCUCGGAAACGAAGAAACAACUUGAGGAGUCCACUAAAGAGAUACAGAACUUGCAGUCAGAGAAGGAUAAGUUGAACGAGAGAAUCAAUGAGCUAUCUAAAUCUAACAGUGUUGAUGCUUCGUUGAAACUUGAGAUUGCUUCAUUGGAGUCCUCUGUGUCUCACAAAGACGAACUCAUUAAAGAGCUUAAAGGUGAAAUUGUCACACGAGCUAAAGAACAAGACGACUUGAAAGCGACCAUCGCUCAGCUCGAAAACACUAACUCAAAUCUCCAGAAUAGCAAUCAGAAUCUUCUUCAGGAGAAGUCUCGUCUCGUGACCGAUAAAGAGAACACAGCGGAGCGCAUUAACUCCUUGAACAAGGAGCUUUCUAAGCUCCAGACAAACAGACAUGAAAUAGCAAGUGAACUUGAGGCUUUGAAGUCAAAAUACGAUGCAUUGGUGAAGAGCAGGUCAAACUCGUCCGAUGAAAUACAAUCAUACAAGCAGCAAUACGAAGAGCUUAGCAUGAAACUGAAGGAAGCACACACAAAGAUCGAAUCCUUGGAAGAUGAACUUACUGAAGCGAGACAAAUGCUACUGGAGAGAGCACGGGAGUUCUCCACAAUUAGGAAGCUACUUUUGGAUGCUGAGGAGCGGAAUAAUAUUGAAAGCGCUCGACUUAAGAGCGAAAUACGCUCCAUUUCUGAACAGAAACUGGAGCUCGAGUCUUCACUCCAAGCAACAAUCAAACUGAGACAGAGAGAGAUUGAGGAGUUGAAGCAGAUUUCAGCGGAUGCUUCCAAAAAAAUCAAGCAAUUGACCGAGGAGAUGGAAGCACUUAGAAAGAAGUAUGAACCUUUGUUGAAGGAAAAUGUGAUCUCUCCUGAGGCCAACAAAAAGAUUAAGGACUUGGAGUCAACCACCGAGGAGUUGCGUGCAUCUCUCCAGGCUUCCAAUACCAAGGUUAAGGAGUACGAGAACAUGAAUCGUAUUCUCAAGAAGUUAAAUGAAGAGGCAUCCAUGAAAUUCGACCGACUUCUGAAAAACUUUAAACAUGUUACUCAGCAAUACCGCCAAAUGCAAAGUGUAAAGUCAACACCACCCGAAUCUGCGAGGUCCUCUUCAGAACAGCCUCCUGCAUCACCAAGUUCUGACAAGGACACGAACACGGCGUAUUUGAAGAACGUACUUAUUGGAUUCUUCGAACAUAAAGAGCAACGUGAACAGCUUAUGCCUGUCGUGAAGACAUUGUUUCACCUCGACGAUUCUGAAGAGUCGAAACUCAUGAAUGCCUUGAAAUAA
Candidozyma auris is the source of this 2898-nucleotide messenger RNA. RefSeq lists its product as uncharacterized. NCBI's taxonomy places the organism in Eukaryota, Fungi, Ascomycota, Pichiomycetes, Serinales, Metschnikowiaceae. The transcript has a single exon. The record is from RefSeq and is a predicted model, not a curated record. The coding region runs from base 1 to 2898 and encodes 965 amino acids.